CGCUCCUUCAACACCCGCUUCCCGUCCUCCUCCUCCCCCAGUGCUCGCGGCUACCUUCCUUUCCUUAUCUCUUCACACUUCUCUGACUCCUCUUAUCAGUGCAGAGUAGCUUUCGCGUCUACCGCUUCCUCGUCCAUACUAUCUCCGGCUGUUAGCUGCCCGGUCGUGCAUUGCGACUCAGCAUCUUCGGAGCCUUAUUUCUUUGGUGUAAGCUGAGCUCAAGGCUGUUGGAAAGCACUAGGAAUCAUCAACCAGAGCGAGGCUACAGGAAGAAACUAAAGUCCAACCUCAUUGAUUAGCACGGCAUCGCUGGAUUGUUGAAGGCUCUACAUAGGUUAGACCAACAGUCGUAAGCUUGCAACCCCAUUGUGAAGAAGACGUGUAGCAACAGCUUCGCGAGACAACUCUGAAUUUCUUCUCCGACAUCUGGAACUUGCUUGAUAAAUUGCAUAUCGGGGCUGUUUGUGGCGGCCGCAUGCAGAAUCUUUCGCAGAGCUCGAACAAUAAGAUGCAGGCGAUCAUCAGGACGUAUCCUGGAAGAGUGCUCAAGAUAACGGUCCUCUCGCAGUACAAACGCCCCCUCUCCUUCGAUGCUUGCUCACCUCCAAGCCCCUGUGGAAAGAGGAGAAGCGUUUCAGAUGAUCAGGAUUGUGACGAAGCAGAGCGAGCAGCAAAGAGAGCUAGGUUGUUGACUGCCAUGAAUCAGAGCUCGGACACCGCGCGCAGCAUAUGCGCUCUCUUCUCUGUCAGGCACGCGAGCGGUCAUAAUUGCAGUACCAAGGAGAUCAACAGGGAAGCAGCUUCUCUUCGUGUUUAGAUUUGGGUUGCAGUAGAGAUGUUGUAUAGUGUGUAGAUGUAUUUUUGUGUCUUGUGUAGAGAGAGCUGUGGCAUUCGCAACACGAAUGAACUAGCAAUGCUGAUUAGUAGAACCAUGUGCGGUGCAUGAAGCAUGCUCAAAAUCCUGAGGAUCAAUCAUUGUCUUCAGCCUCAGUAGUCUUUCAUAAAAGCUCGUGCAAUUC
This is a messenger RNA of Guillardia theta CCMP2712, 1019 nucleotides long. RefSeq lists its product as hypothetical. The record is from RefSeq and is a predicted model, not a curated record. The transcript has 2 exons. The coding region runs from base 476 to 817 and encodes 113 amino acids. Lineage: Eukaryota; Cryptophyceae; Pyrenomonadales; Geminigeraceae.